AUGGCAGUAAUUCCAAUUGAAAUAAUUUCCGACGUCAUCUGUCCUUGGUGCUUCAUCGGCUACCGCAGCCUGCAGCGAACAAUCGCACUUUACAAAAAGACCUACCCCGGAGGCUCGAAAGAUGAAUUCCAAAUUGUAUGGAAACCCUACUUCAUCGAUCAGGUUGCGCCAGAAGAGAGCGUCCUCGUCAACGAAACAGACCGCAUGGCACGACGCAUGACACCAGCCCAGAUAACCGCAGCACAGACCCGCCUGAUCAGAGUCGGAAAAUCCGUUGGGAUCGCGUUCCGGUUCGGCGGGUAUAUUGGGUCCUCGAGGCUGGCGCAUCGGGUGUUGCAUUUCGCCCUAGAGCGGGGCGGGAGCGAGAUACAGUGCGCGGUUGCGGAGACACUAUUCAAGUACCAGUUUGAGAUGGAGCAGGACGUCAGUGACGUCGAUGUUGUGGUUAAUGCAGCUGUGGGGAGUGGGCUGGACGAGUCGGAGGUUCGGGCCUUCUUGGCUGGUGGGGGAGGGGUCGAGGAGACUGAGAACGAAGCAAAGGGGUCCAGGGCGCAGGUCCAGGGCGUGCCGCAUUUUGUGAUUGGAGAGAAGAACCACCUCGAUGGAGCAGGGGAGAUGGAGGAGUUUUUCCAGGCGUUUGUAGCGGCGAGGGCGGGAAUGGGAAAGACAACUGCAUGA
Aspergillus versicolor CBS 583.65 is the source of this 678-nucleotide messenger RNA. Its product is annotated as DsbA family oxidoreductase. Lineage: Eukaryota; Fungi; Ascomycota; Eurotiomycetes; Eurotiales; Aspergillaceae. The record is from RefSeq and is a predicted model, not a curated record. The coding region runs from base 1 to 678 and encodes 225 amino acids. Gene Ontology annotation, molecular function: oxidoreductase activity. The transcript has 3 exons.